Messenger RNA from Peronospora belbahrii, 1713 nucleotides. The record is from the annotation of a GenBank genome assembly. NCBI's taxonomy places the organism in Eukaryota, Oomycota, Peronosporomycetes, Peronosporales, Peronosporaceae.
AUGCUGUAUCGGCAUCGAUACGUCGCCUACCAGUCGUUGCGAGCCUUUUGCCACCAAGUGGCACGUCAAUACUCUAGCACAACCCCUCACUUUAGCACGACUCAGGUUUUUAUUACGACCCCUAUAUUUUACGUAAAUGCUGCGCCGCACAUUGGGCACGUGCAUUCGGCCGUUCUGGCGGACGCGCUCUCUCGCUGGUACAAAAUUAAGAAGAGCGAUGUGUUGUUUACUACGGGCACAGAUGAGCACGGUCUAAAGGUUCAAGAAGCUGUUGAGAAGAGUGGCUCGACAGACUAUAAGGCCUUCUGUGACGAAAUGUCGUCACGCUUCAACAAGGUUUUCCGGAAGGCCAAUGUGGAUUACUCAAGUUUUAUCCGGACGACUGAUGAAGAUCAUCAUGCAGCAGUAGGCUCAUUGUGGAGGACUAUUUGGGACAAUGGACACAUUUAUCUGGGUAACCACGAGUCAUGGUACUGCAAGUCUGACGAGAGUUUUUUAACGGACAUGCAAGUGGAAAACAAGAUGGAUGCGGAUGGUAAAGUGGUCAAGGUGUCGAAGGAGAGUGGACAUAUGGUGGAGAUGUUGAGUGAAGAGAACUACAAGUUUCGACUCUCGGCCUUUCAAGAUCGAUUGUUAAAAUGGCUGGAUGAAAAUCCAGACGUGAUUGUGCCCAAGUCGAGAUACAAUGAAGUGCAGGCGGCUGUCGCAGCAGGACUGCGAGACUUGUCAGUCUCACGGUUAAGCGAAAAAAUCAAGUGGGCAAUUAAAGUUCCAGAUAACGACAGACACUGUGUUUACGUGUGGCUGGACGCGUUGACGAAUUAUCUUACAAGUGCUGGUUACCCGGGAAAUAUUGAUCGAGCAUGGCCUGCAGACUACCACAUCGUGGGCAAGGAUAUUCUCAAAUUCCACGCCAUUUACUGGCCGGCAUUUUUGAUGGCAGCAGGGCUACCAUUGCCGAAGAAAGUGGUAGCACACGCGCACUGGACCGUUGGGAAUGUCAAAAUGUCUAAGAGUCUUGGCAACGUAGUAGAUCCGCAUGCGAUUCUGUCGAAGUAUGGAUCCGACUUCGUUCGGUUCUUUUUGCUGCGUGAGGGAGUGCUAACAAACGAUGGUGAUUUUAAUGUUGGCACGCUCGAAGACCGGGUGAAUAGCGAGCUUGCUGAUACGCUUGGAAAUCUGGUUUCGCGCAGCACAGGAAAAUCGGUACUCUCGAACGGCAUCAUGCCGAAACGUCCUCAGCUCGACCGUCUGACCGCAGAAGAUAAGGAACUUGUUACCAGGGGACAGACUCUUGCUGGCAAGGUCGAGAAGCUCUUUGAUGCACCUGAUUUUUCGCGCGGCUUAGAAGAAGUUGUGUUCUUCCUUCACGACGUCAAUCGGUAUUUCACGAUAAUGGAGCCAUGGGUUCUUUCGAAGACCCUAAAGAACUCUGAAGACGUGACGUCAGAGAACUAUAAAGCGACAAAAGCACGUCUGGACACAGUGCUGUAUCUUGCUAUUGAUGCAGCACGCGUGAGUGCGAUUUUGUUACAGCCUGUCGUGCCAAUUGCUGCAACAAAGAUUUUAGAGUAUUUAAUGGUACCAGAAGACAAGCGGUCUUUGACUGAAGCAAUAAUGCUCUGCAAUGACGAUCAAGUGAUGGGUGACGUGCUCAACAACGCCAACUCAUUCGUAACCUUUGCCAAGAUUUACAAGCAGCGUGCCCAUUAG